UGGAUUGUUUUGUAUUCAUCAUGAUUGAACUCUGUAUAAUUGAACCGGAAGUAGAUCUAAUUACUAAUAACGUGCCCGUGUUUUCUUGUUCAGCUUUAGCAGUAUAGAUCUACAGUUUGUUGACUGUUUCUAGAAGGAAUUCAAGCUUCUUUAGAAAUUAGACUCUAGAUAUAGAUCUGACUACGUUUUAGAUUGACAGAAACUAACAAAAUUCUAAGAAUGUCUGGAACAGCAGACCCAGAACGUUUUGAUGGAAUGCUUUUAGCGAUGGCUCAACAGUGUGAAGGGGGUGUUCAGGAGCUUCUUGAUGUAUUUUUUGGAUUCCUUGCAAGAAAAACAGAUUUUUACACAGGAGCUGGUGUUGAUCCAGCUAUGAAGAUGGUGAUUGCUAAAUUUGAGCAACAUGAAAAGCUUGUUGCUGAAAGACUGAAAAAGGAAAAAGAGGAGAAAGAGGCAGAAGAGAAAAGAAGGAAGGAAAGAAUUGCUAAGAAGAAAGCUGAAGAAGAAAAAGAAAGAAGUAAAGUAGAAGAAGAACCAAAGAUUAAAGAAUUAACAGAGGAAGAGGCGGAACAAUUAGAACAAGAUUUGAAAAAGGAAAAAGAAAAUAGCUCUUCGAACAUUGCUAAUGGAACUGGGGAUGUAGAAAGCAAACUUGAAAAGGCAGCCAGUGAUGAUGAAGAAGAAGAUGAAAAAGACAAAGGUAAACUGAAACCAAACGUUGGCAAUGGUGCAGACAUGGCCAACUACUCCUGGACUCAAACCUUGCAAGAAGUAGAGAUCAAAGUUCCAUUCCAAGUUGGCUUCCCACUCAAGAGUAGAGAUUUGGUUGUCAAUAUUGAGAAGAAGAAACUCUGUGUCGGUCUAAAAGGUCAUCCUCCUGUAAUAAAUGGUACGAUGUACAAUGAGGUCAAGGUAGAUGAGUCAACAUGGUGCAUCGUGGAUAGUAAAAUGUUACUAAUUAACUUGGAAAAGGUGAAUCAGAUGGAGUGGUGGAGUAGAAUUGUGACAACUGAACCAGAAAUAAACACAAAGAAAGUUCAGCCUGAAAAUUCCAAAUUAUCAGAUUUAGAUGGUGAGACACGUUCCAUGGUGGAAAAAAUGAUGUAUGAUCAGAGACAAAAGGAACUUGGUCUGCCAACGUCCGAUGAACAGAAGAAACAGGAUGUUUUGAAAAAAUUCAUGGAGCAACAUCCCGAAAUGGACUUCUCCAAAUGCAAGUUUUCAUAGGCGCUCAACUCUUUUGGUGUAUGUCUUUGUGGUGGUUUGUUUUCGACUGAGACGGGUGAUAUUUUUGGUUGGAUGACCUUUGGGAUUAGUAUAGUGUCAUCUUGAUUUUAACUAUUGCAAUUCAUUUACCAGUACUUCUUCUUCUAAAAAAAUGUUACAAAUUAAAAACCUUAUUAGAAAUGCUUUUAAUGUUUUACUACAUGGACUGAAGAAGUGUCGUUUCUUUUUAUGUUUUGCAUACAUUUGUAGCUCAAAUCAUCAAUUGAAUUAUACUGUUGUCAGUAUUCUGAAAUGCUUUUCUUUUAAAACCUAUACGCUGUUAUAGUUGACACGGCAGUGUUUCUUGAUUGAGACAUUUUGAUUUCUUCCAUACAUUUGAUAGCAUCAUGUUAUUUCAUUAUACUGUCCCAUGUCAUGCUGUUCUGAAAGUAGAGCGGUUGAUUUGUUGCAAAUUUUUUUAUAGUAACAUUUUUAAUCAUGAAAAUAAAUUUGGUUUUAUCAUCA
Molecule: messenger RNA, 1731 nt
Organism: Biomphalaria glabrata
Lineage: Eukaryota; Metazoa; Mollusca; Gastropoda; Planorbidae
Product: nuclear migration protein nudC-like
Exons: 10
Coding region: 220-1227 (335 amino acids)
Biological process (GO): protein folding
Cellular component (GO): cytoplasm
Source: RefSeq, a predicted model, not a curated record